Molecule: messenger RNA, 543 nt
Organism: Pochonia chlamydosporia 170
Lineage: Eukaryota; Fungi; Ascomycota; Sordariomycetes; Hypocreales; Clavicipitaceae
Product: membrane-associated progesterone receptor component 1
Exons: 2
Coding region: 1-543 (180 amino acids)
Cellular component (GO): endomembrane system; membrane
Source: RefSeq, a predicted model, not a curated record
AUGGACUACGUCCAACACAGGGUAGUCCAAGAGGCUGCAAAGGAAGCAUCGAGCAUCAGCACGCCCUUCACGCCCCUCAACAUCAUCCUCCUCUCUGUCGUCUUCUACACUGCCUACUCGACUUUUUCGCGCUCCAAUACGGCACCACCUAUCGCCCGCGGCCCUCCCCCCAAAGUAUUUCGCACCUAUACUCCGAGAACCCUCCUCCCAUUCAACGGCGAGAACGGCCAGCCCAUCUUCUUCGCCGUCCGCGGACGGGUUUUUGACGUCAGCAACGGCCGCAACUUCUACGGUCCUGGAGGUCCGUACUCGAACUUUGCAGGUCGCGAUGCCAGCCGAGGCUUGGCGUGCCAUAGUUUCGACACGGAUAUGCUGACUGAAGACUUGGACGGGCCGUUGGACACUCUGGAGGGUUUGGGUCCCAAUGAGAUGGAGGCACUGCAGGGCUGGGAAGAGACGUUUACUGGCAAAUAUGACAUAGUUGGCAAGCUUGUAUCAGUUGCGGAUUACAACACUACCAAGGCGGCGGAAGCAGCGCAGUAA